CAUUUAUUUUAACGCUUUAACCUUUCUGUUUCACAACCUUUCUGUUUUACAACCAAUCGCUAUUUCUGUACAGAAUUCACGGUGAAACUAAAUGGUCACCCUAGUCUUAACCUUAACCAAAUUUAAAUAAGUCAACGCUCCAUAGUUUGAGAGACACUGGUGCUUUCUCGUACCUGUAGGUACGACCGUGAUGUUUAGCGUGGUGUGUAUAGGUAUAGUAAUUGUAUUCGUGUAUUCAUGAACAUUCCUGUUUCGUUGCGCAUGCGUACCUGCUAUGGCUCCUCUCGGCUGAUCGUUUUCGCGUUAUGGUUCAGUCGUGCUUUCGUUUAGUUUGUCCACGAUUGCCACGAGAUCGUUGUGUUCGUUCCGUCUGCCGUUUGAAAUUCGACAUUUGUUUAACUAUUUUGUUUUGACGGGUACAUCUGUCUGUUGCGACAAGUACGCUAUUAUUGUGACGGUUUUUUUUAUAUGCGUCUACUAGAUCGUGGUUUGGUGUGUACAGGUGUUUAUCUUAGGUGACAGUUAGGAAGGUGCAUCUGCCUCGGAUUUUGUCUCUUUUUCCAUGCUCUGUACCUUCCGCGUUGAAGCGGCUGUAAUUGACUUGUUCGUUUGAUUGUAAUUGAUUAUUCGAAACUGAAGAAUAUCUCGGUGUCCGAAUUUCUUUGGGGUUACCUAUUGUUCGGUUCAAGUAGUGACCGGUUCUACCGGUGCGGCGCGUCCUCUGAUCGAAGGAGCUCUCUCUCUCGGUGAUCCCUCUCUCUGUUUUCUUACCUCAUCGAGUUUCGUCUCCAAUCUGGCCGAUAACGAAGAAUGGUAAGCUCCCGUUCGCCAGGCGUAAAUGUCUCACCCGCUAACAGCGUGGCUACAUCGCGUGUCGUCGUGUCCGACAGUGACGUAGCUCGUGAUGGUGACGCCAUCUUAACGAGCGGCCGGCAAUCAUAUCACGCAGAGAACGAGGGUGGUCGCGUAAACGGAACUUCUGCCGAAUGGAGCCAAAGCGGUCCGCCCUCGCUUUCUAUGCCGGCCGACCUGCAGAAUCUGGACAACCCAAAUUUCCAAGAUUCUGGCCAUUAUUCAGCUAGUCCUGAACAUACCGAUGCUGCUUCUACACCGUCGUGCGACGUUAAAACUGUCAGAAACGACGAAGAAGAGAGCUACGAAGCUUUCGGGUCGGUCGAAGGUGACGCCGAUGACGGGGUGGAUUCACCGGGUGGUAGCAGUUCUGCACCCUCACCCACCGGCACCAAUUCUCUGAGAAAUCCGAGGAGCCCCAAUUCAACUAUAGGAAGGCAUUCUUGGUUAAGAACCUCACUUAGGCGGACACCACCCUGUUCCGGAAGGAAGAGACUUAGUUCAAAUGCGUUAGCAAGUCAACUUUAUCGAAGUAGCAGUUUUAACAGCUCUGGCAGAGGUUCCAACUGUGAUCCCGCGGACGAUAUGUACAGCGAUGUUUCCCUCGAGGAUGAUGUCAUUGAUCUCAAUCAUAGAGUUCAAAUGAUCCAGGAACAAAUGCAUGCCUUAGUAGACACUCAGUCGGUCGGGGAGGAGCGGUAUGCUAGGGCAAAACAGGAAAACGCUACGUUGCAGGCAAGAAUAUUAAUGUUGGAAGAAGCUGCCAAAGAUGCUGAAGCUAGGGCUGAAGAGAGACUUCAGGCAGAACAACGAAGGCAUAGAGAAUGGGCAAGUCGUUUGGAACGUGAACGACAGUUACAGUUAGAAAAUUAUGCCAUUAAAUUACAAGCAAUAGAAUUAGAAGGAUCUAGUUUAAGAGAUGAAAUAGGAAGGUUACGAGAACAAGUCGAAAAACUGAAAACAGAGAAGAAUCGAUUAGAAAAUGAUCUUGAAGAAGCUAGAAGAGAAGUAGAUACUUUACGUGAAAGUGAACGUCAAGCAAUAAGUCGAGCUAAUGAAGCUCACUAUCAGCUUGAAGUUGCUAGAGAAGAACUUUCAAUAAAAAUUGAAGAUCAGCAAAGGAUAGAAGAAUUAGUGCAACAGGUUGCACAACUUCGAGCUCGUAAUAAAAGUCUUGAAGAAGCACGGGAUGAACUACAAGCUGCAGCGGCUCUGCAGGCAGGCCAUGAACUAUUAAUGUUAAAUCCUUGUAAUAAUACUGCUGAAAAAGGACCUAGUCUCGCUGUAGAAUUAUUAGCUGGCAUGAAUCAAGACCAAAUGGAUGGACAAAUUCCUGGAGAUAAUGGUGAACCUUGUAGUAUAUCUGAAAUGAGACAAGCUUUAAAGGAACAACAAGAGGUUAAUACACAUUUAAGGGCGUACAUCGAAGGAAUUUUAUUAAACGCGGUUGAAAACUAUCCUCAGUUGUUAGAAGUGAAACAAACUCAUUGAACUGUUACGUGAAUAGCUAACUAUUGAAUUUAAUGUUAAUUGUUUAAGGCAGUUGUACAUUACACUUCUUUGUCGGAGCUCUUACUUAUAGGCUAAUAUAAGCAGUUUUGUCAUAACUGUAUGGAAAUAUUAGGAAAGCAAUUUCCGUCCAGCCGAACUUAAAAUUUUAGUAAAUUAUUAUGGUCGUUAAAUUAAAAAUUUUCACUGCCAUUGUGAUUACUUUAAUUGUACAAUGUUUUUACUAAAGGCAGUGAACAUACUAAAACGUUAUAAGAAAGAAAUAGUGCAUGAAAAUAAAAUAAAAAACCAUUAAAAGUUUUGUAUUAUCCGAGUACUGAAACUUGGAGCCUUGUAAUGUUGCCUUUAUAGAAAUGUUAUAAAACUUUUUUAAAAA
Megachile rotundata (alfalfa leafcutting bee) is the source of this 2737-nucleotide messenger RNA. RefSeq names its product rab11 family-interacting protein nuf (gene nuf). The record is from RefSeq and is a predicted model, not a curated record. NCBI's taxonomy places the organism in Eukaryota, Metazoa, Arthropoda, Insecta, Hymenoptera, Megachilidae. Gene Ontology annotation, biological process: regulation of cytokinesis; endocytic recycling. Gene Ontology annotation, cellular component: endocytic vesicle; recycling endosome membrane; midbody.